AUGUCCUCCCGGGUAUUGCGAACUAUCGGACUCUGGAGUCCUGUUCAGCUGUGUGUGUGUGUUAGCACUUCACAGAGUCCACGGUCCCCUGUCCAGGCACCCAUUACUUUGAUUCCUUGGGAAGGUAGUUGGGAUCAGGAAGGAACAGCAGAGGGGAGAAGCCGCGUGGGACUAGGACUCCAAGCGGCAGCAGUGCGUGCAGGGCGGGCCGUCCUUACCUUGGUUGCGGAUAGUGGACUGGCUCUCCAGGCAGCUGGGCAGGUAGGGCGCAUUGGGGAACAUCCUGGCCUGGCCGGAGGACGCCUGGCUGGGCGGAGGAGGACCGAAGGGUCCGUAGCGACAGGCCCCGGCUGUACCGGUGAACUGGCCAGAGAAGUGCAAAGUGAAGGCGCUCAGACAUUGCUCCUCGUGCGGCUCGGCGCCGCCCCAGCUGGGCUCCUGUUUGAUGAAGGAGUGGGGUGGCGGCGGAGGUGGCGGCGGAGCGGGCGGAGGCGCGGGACCGCCCAGCGACCCGUAAGCCGAAGCACCCGGAGGCGCGAAGUCCAGCACCGGCGCCCACUGAGCAGCGCCGCUCACAGGGAGCCCGCAGCCGCCGCCACUGCCCAGCGAGGACACCGCGGGCAGGAGCGCGUUCAGGUCCCGCACGUCGGAACCCAUCAGCUGCGGUUCGGACCCGGACGGCCCUCCGCUCCUACGAUUCUGCGGGCUUUGGCCACUGGACUUGGCCCAGGUGCUGCGGGGGCCUCGAUUCCCCGGCUGCUCCUGCUGCUGAAGACACCCGGGCUCUCGGAGGAGCGUGUGCUGAGACGCCGGCUCCGGGACACACGUGGAAGCCGACUCCUGCGACAGGAGGAAGUCCAGGAUCGCGGCGAGGAGGCGGCGGGCCCGGGUCCCAGGGCUGCCGUCCUCGCUCUGGGUGGGUGGGUGAAUGAGUGGGUGGGAGGGAGGGCGGGAAAGGGAAAGGGGGAGCAGGCAGGGGAUCCGGUUGCGGAGAGCCCCCCGGGUGUGGGCGCUGCCUUGAACUCCUUACCCCAGCUGCCUGGCUGCCCCCCGCUUCCCAAAGCUCAAAUAAGAGGGGCCGGCAGCGGGGGAAGGAGGAGGAGCCAGGAUGCUCGGCCGCUCCAUUCACACAGCAGCCCUAGCCUGCCCCAGCAGCACGCCGCUCGUCCGGGGUACUCGUAGCGGGGGUGUGGGGCGGGCCCGAGGGAGCGUUCAUCUCAGAGACACCCUCCUCUCUAGCCCACCACGUGCUCUCAGCUGGCCUGUGUAGUAAACCUCCCCCUUGCCUUCCCAGCUGGCCUUCCCGAGUGUAGGCGCUUUAAGGCAAGGCGUUCUAGGGUACUCUCUCGCCCUAACUUCUCCCAGAAUGAAAGCGGUGGAAAGUUCCCAGCCAAGCGGGAAGGGGAAGCUGCAUCACAGGUGGAGGCCCUCUGGUUAGAUUGGACACACCUGAGAUACCCCCACCCACCCCAUGUCUAGAAGCCCAAGCACCGGUAAGCCAGUACUCUGGCACUAGCAAACCUUUGGGUCCUAGGAGAUCCCAUUCCUCCCACAUUCCACCUUUCUCCUCGGGGUAACCGUUUUUUACCAGAGUCCUGAGGUUCCCCCAACAGAUGCCAUACUACAUGGACUUGGGUGACCAGCGCUGACUGUGAGAACUACGGACAGCCUGGCCAUGGGGUGUCGCACCUGCUGCCCACCCUGAACCUCCUUCACCGGGGUUCCAGAAAAAUGAAGGGCCCGGAGAACUAUAAGUUUCCUAUGCUCUUUCUUUUUCCCACCACAAUGGCGCAAAGACUCAGGCCUGGAGAGGAUCGCGUUCUCAACUUUCUGUCCUUAGGUAAAGCCUGCCGAUUCAACUCAAGCCAGCUGAGGAAACUGAGGCGCAACCGAGGUAGGAAAAGCAAGCUGCUGUGGUUUGGAGCAAGGAUUGGUGUCUUGGAGAAUGCGAUCUCACUGUCAUCUGUAACCAACAGUUUCUUGGGCCACAUGAGUUCUGUAAUAUUUUUGAGCCUCCAUUUCCUUAUUGGUGGUCAAAGGAGAAAAUAUUGAGAGUAGCGACCCACCUUUCGGGGUUGAAGACGAAUUAUAUAGGAAGGUAGUGUUCUAUUUGCUCUAAAAAUCUCUGGGCUUUGAGACUGAUUUUGUUCAAAGACGUAUACAAAGAUUUUUGGUCAAGCUUAAGCAAAACCAGAACUUUCAAUAUCCGAUUCGUUCAGGGGUGGUUUAAACCACUGUCUCUGCUUCCUUAGUACUGCUGAACUAUGGAAGACAAGAGAGACCUUGGCGGUCUAUGUGGCUUCAAUCGUGGACAAAGUGUACCCAUCUCGUCUUAAACGGCGCAUCAUUAUUACAAGAUUAAAACAUCGCGUCUAGGUGAGGUGGGGAGCCAAGAUCUUUCAUCCCAGGGCUGUCAACUGCGUCUGGCUGAGUUCAGAGCCCAGCCGCUGCUGUGGCCCCAGGGACUAGUGCGCACGCCAGGGCCGCAAUCCGGCUGGUCACUCGGCGGCUGUUGACAAUUGAAUAAACAGCCGGAGCCCUGGGAUCCGUCAAUGGCUGAAGCCGCCUGCCCUCACCCAGGGCCAGAGAAUGGCGUGAAGGGUGGCCCGACCUCCAAGCUACUAAUCAUCUCAACCGCUGCCCUUGGGCCAAGUGUCCUGAGCCCCAAGAGCAGGACAACAGCGCUCUCUUUCCCAGCGUUUCUAAGACAGCAGUCUGUCUAGGGCUGCGGGGAAGGCGCCUGGAGCGCAGUUUCCGGACUGGCAUAGCUGGCAAAAAACAUAGCUUCAUUUUGCAAAUAAAAGAAAAACGUAAA
Molecule: messenger RNA, 2815 nt
Organism: Alexandromys fortis (reed vole)
Lineage: Eukaryota; Metazoa; Chordata; Mammalia; Rodentia; Cricetidae
Exons: 2
Coding region: 1-1182 (393 amino acids)
Source: RefSeq, a predicted model, not a curated record